AUGCCUCUGUCGAAGCGCGUCGACCGCCUUUACGGCGUGGGUGACGGCCGCACCGUCGUCCUCGCCGUCGACACGUGCAAGGGUUGUAUAUCCGCGUUUGAAGACCUCCUGUCUACAGGCUACAAGUCCACCUCGUUCCUUGGUACGCACGAGAACCCCGCCGCGCGGGGAGAGUUCCGCCUAUCCUCCGCGGACCGCCUGAUUGUCGUCUUUCACCGCGGGCAUCACCUUCCGUCUCCGCUGCUGCUCCGCCGCUCGCGGAGCGACGUCGCCGCGCAGCACCAGCAGCUGCUGACGACGCUUCCGCCGCCCACUUCCCCCCACCUCCCCCCGACGGCGCAGCCGUCCCCGCACCAAACCUCCCUGCAAAAAGGGGCGGCGGCGAUGUUCUCAUUCCUCGCCAGUCCCCGCGCGCGGUCGCGUUCAGAGGCGGGAGCCGGAGCAGCAGCAGGCACCGCAAUGGCGGACGGCAAUUCACCACCCCCUGAUGUCGAUCACCCUGCGGCGGCGCAAACUCAGCAGCUCUCCACUUCAACUGACAGCAAGGCUGACGUGGAAACCGUGGUUGUGGUCCCAUCAACGCCUGCUAAAGAAGCGACUGCGAAGCUCGCUCGAUUUCACGGGCGGACGAAAGCGGCAGCGCUGAAGAUGGCCGCCAUGGCUCGGUCUUACAGGGUGCGCUUCGAGGCUAUUGACUUGGAUGACCUCCAAGGAUCAGCUGCUCCUGAACUUGGCACCUGGGACCCACAUUCCCAACCGCCCCAUCAACAAGCUGCAAUCCGGCUAGCACAACCGCUUCCGCAUACCUGGGAAGGAACAGCUCAGGCGAUCCUUUCUUUCUGUAGUAGGAUGGGAGCGGAUCACUUGCUUCUGCCCGCCACGCAUUCCACCUGGGAGAAGCUGUUCCACUAUCGGGGGGUCAUUGUCGUCGUUUCCGUCCCCAUCUUCCUCAUUAUCUUCAUUAUUCUAUUUAUGCCUCACGGGGAGCCAAUCACGGACGACCGCGUCAUCCAUCACAGCGCAGCAGAUGAAGUCAACAAGGCGGUGGCGAAGAUGCAAUCUGGAGGAGAGAACAAGUAUGCCGUCAUUAUCGACGCCGGAAGCACUGGUAGCCGGAUCCACGUGUACCAGUUCAACCCCAAACUCGAACUGAUGGAGAUCGGCAAUGACUUGGAGUUGUUUGUUGCGCUCAAGCCAGGUCUGAGCUCGUUCCGCGAAAACGCCAAGGGAGCGGCGGACUCGCUCCGUCCGCUCAUCGACAAGGCGCUCACCGUAGUCCCCGAGGAAGUCCGCUCCACCACUCCCAUCCGCGUCGGAGCAACGGCUGGUCUGCGCCUUCUCCCUGGCGACCUCGCGGACAACAUUCUGGAAGCCGUUCGGGAGAUGCUCAAGGAGUACCCUUUCACCUUCGCUGCCGAUUCCGUUAAGAUCCUCGAUGGCGCCGACGAGGGCUCCUUCGCUUGGGUGACGGUGAAUUACCUCCUGGGGAAUCUCGGCAAGGACAUUAGCCACACGGUGGGGGUGGUGGAUCUGGGCGGCGGGUCCGUGCAGAUGACGUACGCGGUGCCUGAUGACGUGGCAGCGAAGGCGCCCGAAGGCUACGUUCGGAGGCUGAGCGGGAUGGGCAAGACGUACGGGGUUUACGUGCACAGCUACCUGGGCUUCGGUCUGAUGGCAGCGCGCGCACAGGUGCUCAAGGCGAAGCCAGCAGACAGCGAGGGGCAUGCGUGCUUGCCCAAGGGCACUGAUGACAAGUACGUGUACGGCACAGAGGAGGUCAAGGCACAGGCGCUGCCGACAGGAGGCAGUGCAGCGGAGUGUGCGCUGAUCGCAACAAAAGCGUUGGAACUCGGGGGGGCUGCUGCUGCUGAUGCCGCUCCUGUGUGCUCCUUCGAGGAGUGCACGUUCGGAGGGGUGUGGAGUGGUGGCCGGGGUCAGGGUGCCUCGAAGCUCUUCAUUGCUUCCUACUUCUUUGACCGCGCUGGCCAGCUUGGCGUUAUUCCCGACCCCAAGGCUUCAUCAGCUCCAGUCAAGGCAAAGGACUUUGCAGCGGCAGCUGAGGCUGCCUGUGCCACUCCUCUGGAGGAAGUCACAAAGAAGUUUCCUGCGGUGGAUGGCAAGGACGCGCCAUACAUGUGCUUGGACGUGGUGUACCAGCACAAACUGCUCACCCACGGCUUCAGGAUUGAUGAUGGAGCAGAGCUUACGUUGGUGAAGCAGGUCACCUACAAGGGUAAGGAUGUCGAGGCAGCUUGGCCGCUUGGUGCUGCCAUUGAUGCUAUUUCGUCUUAG
Molecule: messenger RNA, 2292 nt
Organism: Closterium sp. Yama58-4
Lineage: Eukaryota; Viridiplantae; Streptophyta; Zygnematophyceae; Desmidiales; Closteriaceae
Source: the annotation of a GenBank genome assembly